This is a messenger RNA of Acanthaster planci (crown-of-thorns starfish), 972 nucleotides long. Its product is annotated as serine/arginine repetitive matrix protein 1-like. NCBI's taxonomy places the organism in Eukaryota, Metazoa, Echinodermata, Asteroidea, Valvatida, Acanthasteridae. The record is from RefSeq and is a predicted model, not a curated record.
AUGAAUAACUCCCGGCGCUCGCCGCAGGCCCCGGGACGCCGGGACUCGGCCUCGUAUGGACCGGGGGAUCGAGCUGGAUGCUCCGCUUCCGGGCCACUGGCGCGGUUAUCAAGAGGUGAUGCACAGAGCCAACUAGCACCAAAACGAGGGAAAAUUCUCAGCGGUGGAUCACUCGGCUCGUGCGCCGAUGAAGAACGCAGCCAGCUGCGAGAGUCAAACAAGAAAGACACGGGCGGCCUCGAGGGAGCGCGCCGGAAGGAAGCCAGGCAGGCCGGCAUGGCAGGCAAAGAGAGAAAAAGGGGAGGCCAGGCCCCGCCUGCGGGGACCAAGUGCCGCCGGCCCCGUUGCCAAUCUCCGAGUGGACCACCAGAGAGGGAGCAGGCGCCCAGCGCCGAGAGAGAGAAGAGAGCCCGCGCGGACAGGCCGCGGAGGGGGGCCCCCCUUCCUGCCGUCGGGACAGAGAGCGAGUGGGACCGCCGCCGGGGUGGUACGCCCCAACGAGUAGGAGGGCUGCCGCGGUGCGCGUCGAAGCCUCGGCCGCUAGGCCGCGUGGAGCCGCUGCGGGUGCAGAUCUUGGUGGUGGUAGCAAAUAUUCGAGUGAGAUCCUCGAGGGCCGAGUGGCGGAGAAGGCCUCCAUGUGAACAGCAGUACGUGGGCGAACUCAGCGAGGACGGAAACCUCGUACAGAGCCAAAGGGCCGGCAGGCGGCCUUCGGGAGGGCCGGACCCAGAGGAGGGGGAGACCGGGGAGGACCGGCGGCGGAGGAGGAGCGGGUGCAGCCGGAGGAGGGCCCGCCAGGACUUACGGCGGAGUGAACUGCCGCUCGCCCGGCGGCCCUCGGGAGGAGCAGACCAUCAGGACCGGCGACGGAAGGGCCCCGUCGCACGGAGGGCCGGAGGUGGUGCCGGACCUGCGGCAGAGGAGGAGCGGGCGCAGCCAGAGGAGGGCCCACCGGGGCUGACGGCGGAGUGA